AAGCCGGGGCUCCCGCUGUUUCUGAAGUCGGUGACCUUUCCUUGUUUUGAGACAGUCUUCACUCCUUAAGAGGUACAAAGCGUAAAAAAGUACACAGGCCGUGCUUUACGCAAAUACACAAAAACCCAACUGCCGCACUUGCCCAGCGCGCUCUCCGCCAGUGAUCUUACGUCUUUUCCCGGCAGGCUCCGGGAAUCACCACGAGACUUCAUCAAUUCUCGCGAUACUUAGCGGCAGCCAUCUUCUUGGGGGUGCUGAGAGCCCGGGAGACCCCCCGAAUCGUUCCCAUUGAGCUGCCCUUCGUUUUUGCUUUCUUCACUUUUGCGUCUUCUGCGUUGUCAACAAGCACCCGGUCUUGAGAGAAAGCCCUGGUCUAUGCGCGUGUCGCGUUCCCGGACCAGGAAGAUUCCGCUGGGGUGGAGGAAAGGGGGAGGGCCCGGGCAAACCGUUGCUGCUUCAGCCCGGGCCAGGGUCCGGGGAGAGGAAAGCUCCGGGUGCAGGUGGACUUGCGGCCUGCGGCGCUACCCGCAGAACUGUUAGCCGGUCGGGGCUUGUGGGAACGUGCCACCGACGCCUUCCACCGCGGCCCACGCGGACAGCGCGUGGGGGAGGGGGGCGGGGGCAGCCGCGGCUGUAGCGGCCGCGACUUGGGCGGGCGGAGGAGUGACGGGCCUUGGGGCCGUAGUGGAUGGUUUCUAAAAUGAUCAUUGAAAACUUCGAGGCACUCAAGUCCUGGCUCAGCAAGACUCUGGAGCCCAUCUGUGAUGCAGAUCCAUCAGCCCUCGCAAAAUAUGUUCUGGCUUUAGUAAAGAAAGACAAAAGUGAAAAAGAAUUAAAGGCAUUGUGUAUUGAUCAACUGGAUGUAUUUCUUCAAAAAGAGACACAAAUAUUUGUGGAAAAACUUUUUGAUGCUGUGAAUACAAAGAGUUAUCUACCUCCUCCAGAGCAACCAUCAUCAGGAAGCCUAAAGGUAGAAUUUUUUCAACACCAGGAAAAAGAUAUAAAAAAAGAAGAGAUCACAAAGGAGGAAGAGAGAGAGAAGAAGUUCUCCAGAAGGCUAAAUCACAGUCCUCCCCAGUCAAGCUCCCGAUACAGAGAAAAUAGAAGUCGUGAUGAGAGGAAAAAAGAUGAUCGUUCUCGCAAACGAGAUUAUGAUCGAAACCCUCCUCGAAGAGAUUCAUACAGAGACCGGUACAACCGGAGACGAGGGCGAAGUCGUAGUUACAGCAGGAGUCGGAGUCGAAGUUGGAGUAAAGAGAGGCUUCGUGACAGGGAUAGGGAUAGAAGCAGGACGAGAAGCAGAAGCAGAACGCGAAGCAGGGAAAGGGAUCUGGUAAAACCUAAAUAUGACCUGGAGAGAACAGAUCCACUAGAAAACAAUUAUACUCCAGUCUCUUCAGUACCUAAUAUUUCAUCUGGUCAUUACCCUGUACCUACUUUGAGCAGCACUAUUACAGUAAUUGCUCCUACUCAUCAUGGUAAUAACACUACCGAAAGUUGGUCUGAAUUUCAUGAGGACCAAGUGGACCAUAACUCUUAUGUUAGACCACCAAUGCCAAAGAAACGCUGUAGAGACUAUGAUGAAAAGGGUUUCUGUAUGAGAGGAGACAUGUGCCCUUUUGAUCAUGGAAGUGACCCAGUAGUUGUAGAAGAUGUGAAUCUUCCUGGUAUGCUGCCUUUCCCAGCACAGCCUCCUGUUGUUGAAGGACCACCUCCCCCUGGACUACCCCCACCUCCACCAAUUCUUACACCCCCCCCUGUGAAUCUGAGACCUCCAGUGCCACCACCAGGCCCAUUACCCCCAAGUCUACCACCUGUUACAGAUGAUAUUUCUUAUUCUUUGGUUUUGACAGGACCACCACCUCCACUUCCUCCUUUGCAGCCAUCUGGCAUGGAUGCUCCCCCAAAUUCUGCAACCAGUUCUGUUCCUACUGUAGUAACAACUGGCAUUCAUCACCAGCCACCUCCUGCUCCACCCUCUCUUUUCACUGCAGUUUUUGUAUUACCAGAUACAUAUGACACAGAUGGCUAUAAUCCUGAAGCCCCAAGCAUAACAAACACUUCCAGACCUAUGUACAGACACAGAGUGCAUGCCCAAAGGCCUAACUUGAUAGGACUAACGUCAGGGGAUAUGGAUUUGCCACCCAGAGAAAAGCCUCCUAAUAAAAGCAGUAUGAGGAUAGUAGUGGAUUCCGAGUCAAGGAAAAGAACCAUUGGUUCUGGGGAGCCUGGAGUUCCUACAAAGAAGACUUGGUUUGAUAAGCCAAAUUUUAAUAGAACAAACAGCCCAGGCUUCCAGAAAAAGGUUCAGUUUGGAAAUGAAAAUACCAAACUUGAACUUAGAAAAGUUCCUCCAGAAUUGAAUAAUAUCAGUAAACUUAAUGAACAUUUUAGUCGAUUUGGGACCUUGGUUAACUUACAGGUUGCAUAUAAUGGUGAUCCUGAAGGUGCCCUUAUACAAUUUGCAACAUAUGAAGAAGCAAAGAAAGCAAUAUCAAGUACAGAAGCCGUACUCAACAAUCGCUUUAUUAAGGUUUAUUGGCACAGAGAAGGAAGCACCCAGCAGUUACAAACUGCUUCUCCAAAGGUAAUGCAGCCAUUAGUCCAGCAGCCCAUUUUGCCUGUUGUGAAGCAGUCGGUCAAAGAGCGGUUAGGUCCAGUACCUUCAAGUACUGUUGAACCGGCAGAAGCUCAGAGUGCCAGUUCAGACCUUCCUCAGAAUGUAACUAAAUUAUCUGUGAAGGACAGGUUGGGUUUUGUAUCAAAGCCAUCUGUUUCAGCAACUGAAAAGGUGUUGUCUACAUCUACUGGCCUAACAAAAACAGUGUAUAAUCCAGCUGCUUUGAAGGCUGCACAAAAAACCUUACUUGUUUCCACCUCUGCAGUUGAUAAUAAUGAAGCACAGAAAAAAAAACAGGAGGCACUGAAACUUCAGCAGGAUGUCAGGAAAAGGAAACAAGAAAUUUUAGAAAAGCACAUUGAAACACAGAAGAUGUUAAUUUCAAAACUGGAGAAAAACAAAGCAAUGAAAUCUGAAGACAAAGCAGAAAUAAUGAAAACGUUAGAGGUUUUGACAAAAAAUAUUACCAAGUUGAAAGAUGAGGUUAAAGCUGCUUCUCCUGGACGUUGUCUUCCAAAAAGUAUAAAAACCAAGAUUCAGAUGCAAAAAGAAUUGCUUGACACAGAACUGGAUUUAUAUAAGAAGAUGCAAGCUGGAGAAGAAGUCACUGAACUUAGAAGAAAGUAUACAGAAUUACAGCUGGAAGCUGCAAAACGAGGGAUUCUUUCAGCUGGUCGAGGUAGAGGAAUUCAUUCAAGAGGUCGAGGUGCAGCUCAUGGCCGAGGCAGGGGUCGAGGUCGAGGUCGAGGUGUGCCUGGUCAUGCUGUCGUGGAUCACCGUCCCAGGGCAUUGGAAAUUUCUGCAUUUACAGAAAGUGACAGAGAAGAUCUUCUUCCUCAUUUUGCGCAAUAUGGUGAAAUAGAAGAUUGUCAGAUUGAUGAUUCUUCACUUCAUGCAGUAAUUACAUUCAAGACAAGAGCAGAAGCUGAAGCAGCUGCAGUUCAUGGAGCUCGCUUCAAAGGGCAGGAUCUAAAAUUGGCAUGGAAUAAACCAAUAACUAAUAUUUCAGCUGUUGAAGCAGAAGAAGUUGAACCUGAUGAAGAGGAAUUUCAGGAAGAGUCUUUGGUGGAUGACUCAUUACUUCAAGAUGAUGAUGAAGAAGAAGAGGACAAUGAAUCUCGUUCUUGGAGAAGAUGAUUUGACUGAUCAUUGAUCUGCAUAUUCUAGAACUCUCCCUGUGUUUCAUUAGUAUUAUCUAAUGUACUUUUACAUAUUUGUAAAAACAAUUUUUGGUAAAAUGUGUUGAAGAUGGAUUUCACAAAUAGACAAAAAAGAAGAAAACUACCUUCUGAUCCUGUAUUUUGAAAGAUUGAUGUUUGCAUUUUAUUUCAGUAAACAAUUGCUAAAGACAUCACACUAGAAACAUAUGCAAUGUUUUUAUUACAUACUUCUACUGAACAUCAUGGAAUUCUUUGGGUUCUUUGUAAUUUAAUAGGUCUGAAACUUAUGACCAAUACUUGUUACAACUUAGAGGAUUUUGUUUUACUCCAAAUAAGGAAUGAAUUUGCAUUUAAAAUCUUAAUGUUUUCAAAAAUGAAUAGAUAACAUAGUACUCUAAGUCUCCAAGUUAUGUAUUCAUAUUACAUAGUAAUAUGCUUAGGCUUUACUAUGUAUUAGCCUUUUGUUGGAUUGUGUAUGUAUUUUAUCAUAUGGGUUUUAAUGAUAAUGGUGUAUGACUGCUUUGCAUAUCAGUCCUUAUGCAUUCAGAUGUUAAAAAUAAAGUGGAAUGGUCUCUUGAAAAGAAAAGAAAAGAAAAAAACAAUGACAAAAAAAAAGUCCAAGACAAUGUUCCUUGAUUUAAGAAAAGAAAAAAAGAAAAAAAAAAAAAGAAAAGAAAGAAAAUUAAAAUAAAUAGACCAUUCCAGAUGGUGAUCUACCCUUACCCCCAAUUAUCACAAAAGGAGCUAUAAUCACUAACUUAUUUUUAAUAAUAAUGGUUAUUGAUACCUUUACAAUAAUGUACAAUUCCAAUGUUAAAAAUUUAUACCACUUCAGUUUGGUUUGAUCCUAUAAAUCUUCAACAGAUGUCUUAAAAUUUAAAAGCAGGCUGAUUAGUUUGGAACCAGACUUCAAAUAGAGCUAACAUUUGGUGAAUAAGGAAACAUCACAUUACAUUUUGGAUGUAUGAAAGAAAACUUGACCAUUUGAAGAUGUAUGAAUAAAGAAAUGUACUGUAGAUACCA
Manis pentadactyla (Chinese pangolin) is the source of this 4803-nucleotide messenger RNA. RefSeq names its product RNA binding motif protein 26 (gene RBM26). The transcript is spliced from 22 exons. Lineage: Eukaryota; Metazoa; Chordata; Mammalia; Pholidota; Manidae. The coding region runs from base 689 to 3757 and encodes 1022 amino acids. Gene Ontology annotation, biological process: mRNA processing. Gene Ontology annotation, molecular function: RNA binding; metal ion binding. The record is from RefSeq and is a predicted model, not a curated record. Gene Ontology annotation, cellular component: nucleus.